AUGAAGAGUGACGGAGAUAAAUCUGAGGGAUGUCGAGGCACUACCAACCCAGCAUUCCUCUGUGACGGCGAGGACAAGUGGACGAACCAAGCGUCCCGUACACCACACAACAACGACAAGCAAGAACACACUGACAAACGGCCAGUUAACAAGGCUAUUGGCUUCACCGGUCUGUUCCGCUACGCUAACUUGUGGGACGUCUUCCUCUGUCUGACGGGAACUUUGUCUUCAGUGGUCAGCGCUGUAGCGGUUGCCAUCAACCUCGUCAUCUACGGCAACGUCAUCGAUGUCUUCGUAUCUGCCGCUAAUAACAAUUCCUCACACCUAAAUGGGUCGAACAGUAAUAACAUUGAAAAUGAAACCACACCCUACGCCUAUAUAUUUACCAUUCUUGGCAUUGUAUCCAUGGUUACUGGCUACGUUUCGGUGACGUUUUGGACGUGGACAGCAGAGAGACAGAUAAAGAACAUGCGCACAGAUUACUUCCGUGCGGUAGUGACACAGGAGAUGACGUGGUUUGAUACACAGAACCCCAGAGAACUAAGUUCCAGAUUAUCUCAUGAUAUACCAAUGGUUGCCGAGGCGAUCGGAGGCCAGAUGGCGAUGUUUAUUCAGUGGCUGUCAACGUGGCUGACGUGCAACAUGGUGUCGCUCUAUCUAGACUGGAGACUAGCGUUGGUGACCAUGUCGUUCUGUCCCGUCCUCGUCUUCAUAUCCGUCGUGUUAAGUCGGUGGGUGAAGCUGUUUGCAGGAAAGGAAUCAAGAGCUGUGGCCGAAGCUGAGAGCGUUACCACGGAGUCCCUGAGAGCAAUACGCACCGUACAGGCGUUCCAGGGCCAGGAGAAAGAGGCGGCCAGAUAUACUGCUAGUUUGGGAAAGGUCAAACAUGUAGCCUGCAAGAAAGGGUUCGCUCUUGGCUUGAGCAUGUCUGCGUUUUGGUUCAUUAUUUUUGCCGCCUUUGCUGUGACCUUCUGGUAUGGAAUGCACCUUGUUCAACAGGAUGACCUUAAACCUGGGAAAAUUGUACCGAUUUUUAUAGGCUUAAUCAUCGCAAACGUGUCGCUGAGUUAUGCGUUUCCCUUUUUCGGAACGCUAGCCAACGCACGAGGUGCUGCUGCCCGGGUGUUCUCUAUCUCACGCUCCUCCCCCCUCAUAGACAGCGCGUCUACAGCAGGCCAGGUCGUCGAUGACAUCAACGGAAGCAUUCAGUUUAAAAACGUCGGCUUCAGCUACCCUUCUAGACCACAAGUGAAGGUUCUUAAAGGCCUGGAUCUGCACAUCCCAGCUGGAAAGAAGGUAGCGCUGGUAGGACCUAGCGGAUGCGGGAAGAGCACUGUUCUCCAGCUCAUAUUACGCAUGUAUGAUCCAUCAGAGGGAGAGAUACAUGUCAACGGAAUACACAUGAAAGAGCUGAACGUCCAGAGUGUUCGCCGUCAGAUGGGCGUCGUUGGCCAGGAGCCCGUGCUUUUCGGCUGCACGGUAGAAGACAACAUUCGCUGUGGGUGUGCGCGCGCAGCACAUGCUGACAUUGUUCAAUCAGCGCGUGAAGCCAAUGCGCAUGACUUCAUAUCCCAGCUUCCACAGGGAUAUGACACAAUGCUGGGUGAAGGUGGCGCACAACUCUCUGGAGGACAAAAACAAAGAAUUGCGAUCGCCAGAGCCCUGGUUCGAAACCCGACUCUACUCUUGCUCGACGAGGCGACCUCUGCGCUAGAUGACGAUAGUGAACUUGCCGUGCGGAAAGCCUUAGACGUGGCGUCCCGUGGCAGGACGACGGUGGUGGUGGCACAUCGCCUGUCGACAGUGGAGGACGCGGACCUGAUCAUCGCCCUCAGGGAGGGCAGGGUGGUCGAGCAGGGCACACACCAGGAGCUGAUGGAGGGGGGCGAGCUGUACCCGCAGCUUGAUCACAUCAUCCGAACAACAGACGAAGACAUCAGCAAUGUGGUCAUCGUGGAAUACACCGAUGACAGCGACGUGGAGGAUGAGACUCGUGUUCUCAGCCGAGCAGACGUCCACCGACUGAGUCGCGGGUCCUCAGUCAAACUGACUAUUUGUAAACGCAGGACUCAGUCUGUCCACAAUCCAGAGGUUGCUCUCUCAUCGAGGAAAUCUGCCAGUUUGAAGCAAGAAUACCAGCAGAACAGAAACAAAGUACCCAGCGUUGAUACUUCUGACACCUUGUCAGGGCAGGUGGAUUGUACUCGAAAUCUGGCAUCAGGGGUGUGUUCAGAAUCAGCGGAGAAACAAGCAGACGACAAAAUGUCAACAUGGCAGGGUGAUGGUCUAAUUCGAGUUUUAAAGAUGAACCGUCCACAGUGGAUCUCAAUUGUGAUUGGCUGCUUCAGUUCGAUCGUAGCGGGAUGCAUCCAACCAGCGUUCGCCUUCUUUCUGACGGAUUUCAUCAGAGCGUUUGGUAUGAAUCAGGAUCCUGAAGAGCAGGCUAGGUUAUCACUGACCCUGUGUAUCCUCAUAACAGUCGGCGGGGUCGUCACAGCCGUACUUAAACUAGCCCAGACUGUGAGUUUUGUACGGUCCAGCACAGCUUUAACCAACAACAUCAGACAGAGAACAUUCUAUUCCCUGCUCCACCAGAAUGCUACUGUCACGUUGCAGGUGUCCGGAGUACAGAUAGGAAACCUGCUGGAGACGGGGGCCACGUUGGUGUUUUCUCUUGCCAUGGCCUUCAGCUACGGCUGGAAGUUGACUCUGGUCGUCCUCUCCUUUCUGCCGCUCAUGAUUGGAACUGGCAUCAUAAAGGGCAAGGUCACCCAGGGUUUUGCAAAGACUGACAAAGCCAAUGUUGAGAAGUCUGGACAGAUGUGUGCGGAGACGGUAGACUGUAUUCGAACGGUUGCAAUGUUAUCUUUGGAGCCAACUCUGCUGCAAAAAUUUGAACAUCUUGCAAAUGGUAUCUGCAGGCGGGGAGUGAGACAUGCCCACUUGAAUGGCAUCAGUUACGGAAUAGCCCAGGCCGUUAUUUUCUUCGCCUAUGCAGCAACGUUUACCUACGGGGCUUACCUUGUUAAACAAGGAGAGAUGGAGUUUUUUGAAGUUUUCAGGGUAUUUUCGGCAAUCAUCUUCGGCGGACAGCAGGUGGGUCGCUCCCUGUCGUCUGCGCCUAACUUCAAAACUGCUGUUCUCGCGGCAUCCCGACUAUUCGCUUUGAUCGACAGACAGCCCAGAAUCGACAUGCGCCCAAAUGAGGGUAAAAUUCCCGUAAGUAUUUUUUACAGCAGAGCUAAUAUUGAACAUCUCUUUAACAUUAUAGACCUAGUUUAUUUUACGAGUUACAGUGGACGUCUGCAUAUAGACAACGCAAGCUUUACAUACCCAUCGCGACCAGAGGCAACCAUUCUCAGGGCUUGUACUUUGCGAGUAGAGUCCGGCCAGACACUGGCAUUGCUUGGCCCGAGCGGCUGUGGUAAGAGUACGGUCUUACAGCUGCUGCAGAGGUUUUACGACCCUCAAGAGGGAAGCGUGGUGAGUUCGACUCUAAAUAUUAAUAAAGGUUUGAAUCAUUAUCUUACGAGUGAUAAUGACUUUAAGAUAACUUCAGUAAAACUCGUUUUCUUUUAUCAGAAUCAUUAUAUUACGAGUCAUAAUGACGUUAAAAUAGCUUCAGUAAAGCUCGUGUUCUUCGUGUUGCAGUGUGCGGAUUCCUCUGACCUGCAGCUUCUUGACGUGUCUUGGUGGCGCUCACAGCUCGCUGUGGUAUCCCAGGAACCCAAUCUUUUCCACUGCACCAUUGCUCAAAACAUAGCUUACGGCGACAAUACACGUGACGUCACAAUGGGUGAAAUAAUUACUGCAGCCAGAGAUGCCAACAUCCAUAGUUUUAUAACAACUCUGCCACAGGGAUACGAAACAAGUGUCGGCGAUAAAGGACUACAGUUGAGUGGCGGCCAGAAGCAGAGAAUUGCGAUUGCACGUGCACUUGUGAGGAAACCGAAAAUACUUCUCUUCGACGAAGCAACAUCUGCACUGGACACCGAAAGUGAAAAGGUCGUGCAGGAGGCCAUGGACAAAGCUAGACGGGGACGCACGUGCAUCAUCGUGACCCACAGACUGUCCACAGUCAGGAACGCCCACAAGAUAGCCGUCAUGCACGAGGGCGCCGUGCAGGAGUUGGGCUCUCACACUGAGCUUAUGAACCACAGAGGAGCUUACUACAGACGUAUACAUAAGCAAAACAAUAGCUCGUUAACUACUAACUUAUAAACGGUAGCCCGUUAAAUAUUCAAGAUACAGUCGGACUCAUGUAUUGAAAAUAACUCACCCAGGGCCCGUGCUUUAUACAGCUGUAAAAGUUAGUUUGUUUCCUUUAAGGAAAGGAAAUGGUUUAUUUAAUGACGCACUCAACACAUUUUAUUUACGGUUAUAUGGCGUCGGACAUAUGGU
This is a messenger RNA of Gigantopelta aegis, 4401 nucleotides long. RefSeq names its product phosphatidylcholine translocator ABCB4-like. The transcript is spliced from 24 exons. NCBI's taxonomy places the organism in Eukaryota, Metazoa, Mollusca, Gastropoda, Neomphalida, Peltospiridae. Bases 1 to 4221 code for a protein of 1406 amino acids. Gene Ontology annotation, molecular function: ABC-type transporter activity; ATP hydrolysis activity; ATP binding. Gene Ontology annotation, cellular component: membrane. The record is from RefSeq and is a predicted model, not a curated record. Gene Ontology annotation, biological process: transmembrane transport.